Molecule: messenger RNA, 1098 nt
Organism: Styela clava
Lineage: Eukaryota; Metazoa; Chordata; Ascidiacea; Stolidobranchia; Styelidae
Product: transmembrane protein 205-like
Source: RefSeq, a predicted model, not a curated record
AUCAACCCCACGGGGAUUCCCCAUGCCAAUGUUUGCAGACUUGAUCAGAUCUCGAGCUACGUGACCAAGUGCACGAAAGUUACACGACACAGUUUGAGUUUGGCUGCUUUAGCUGAUCAGUGCAUCCAUUAUAUAUAUUGAGACUGCCUGGAUUUUUGCGUUCAAGAAAAGUCGAAAUGGGAUUCGCGGAUUCUGAUGGUUUAUUCAGGCGAUUUGCAAGAAUAUGGUUUGUUAUUGUUUUGUCGCUGGCAAUGGUUAUAUCACCAUAUUUUCUGAAGGGAGUGUUGCAUUCUGGAGAAAACACAUCCACAAGAAGCAUUGAUAUUGUUUUUGGCAACCAUUUCCUGCAAGGGCUUUUGUUUAUGGCAGCUUUUGCUAUGAACUUUGGCAUGACAUUUUGGGUGUCAUUUGUUGCAGGUCUUGUGAUGUACCGAAACCUUCACCUCCAUACUUUUGGACAGAUUCAAAGCAAAUUGUUUCCGAUUUACUUCACUAUUGGAUUAUUAACUGGAGUCAUUAUGCUGGGAGUAACAAUUUUUCAAAUCAGAAGCCUAAACAAACUGACGUAUGACCAAGAGACAUUAAUCGGUGCAGUAGCUGUGAUUGUUAUGGCAAACGUAUUGAAUAAAUUCUGGCUUGGACCAGUUUCAACCAGUAUAAUGAUGAAGAAGCAUAAAAUGGAGAAAGAAGAAAAUGACAAGAACAAGCUUGACCAGAAUCUCAUGUACAGGGAUCUCAAGAAGAAGUUUGGAAAGAUUCAUGGAAUGAGUACUUUACUCAACCUAGCAGCAAUGGUGUCCAAUGUUUACGUGUUGUACUGGUUAGCUAUCUCUGUACAAGAUCUUGCGGAAAUAUCUAUAAAAACUGCUGCCUGACAUUAGCAAUGAAUGAAUAAAGUCGAGACAAAUGGGCUCUAAUUUUAUGCCUACAGAACAUUAAAUGUUCUUUCGCUUCUUUGAAUUCAAUUAGAGAUUUUUUUGCAGUUUUCUCCAGCAUCAGAUGCUACACAUUAUCCCAAUCAUGCAUCGAGCCCAAGACUCAACCUGCAAUCACAUCAAAUUUUUUUUUUUUUAAAUCUUUCGAAUUGAUUUUUCAUAA